Molecule: messenger RNA, 7726 nt
Organism: Protobothrops mucrosquamatus (brown spotted pit viper)
Lineage: Eukaryota; Metazoa; Chordata; Lepidosauria; Squamata; Viperidae
Gene: PRRC2A
Product: proline rich coiled-coil 2A
Exons: 33
Coding region: 36-7178 (2380 amino acids)
Biological process (GO): cell differentiation
Source: RefSeq, a predicted model, not a curated record
GGAGGAACCAUCGUACUCAAUGACCUUACAGCGCAAUGUCAGAUCGUUUGGGGCAAACAGCAAAGGGGAAGGAUGGAAAAAAGUAUUCGUCGCUCAACCUGUUUGAUACGUACAAGGGCAAGUCCUUAGAGAUCCAGAAACCCACAGUAACCCCCCGCCAUGGCUUGCAGAGUCUCGGUAAGGUUGCCAUUGCCCGACGCAUGCCACCCCCUGCGAACCUGCCAAGCUUAAAAGCAGAGAACAAAGGCAAUGACCCCAACGUCUCACUAGUGCCGAAAGACGGGACAGGAUGGGCAAGCAAGCAGGAACAGCCAGACCCAAAGAGUACCGAUGCCUCGACAGCUCAGCCGCCGGAAUCGCAGUCACCGCCGGCUACACAGACGUCUGCCUCAAACCAACCGAAACGACCCCCAACAGCCCCCGAGACUCCCCCUACGGUAGCAAGCGGGGUAAAGUCCUGGGCGCAGGCCAGCGUUACCCAUGGAGCACAAGGCGAUGGUGGAAAGGGAUCAAGCCUACUGUCGCGAUUCUCUCGCGAGGAAUUUCCGACCCUGCAGGCGGCUGGCGACCAGGACAAACCUGGCAAAGAAAAGGACACUACCGAUGCGUCGUAUGGGCCCGGACCAAACCUCCGCCCCCAGAAUGCAACCAGCUGGCGGGAUGGAGGUGGGCGGGGCACCGAUGGGGAGCUGGUGCCUGAGGAUGGACGGGCUGGUGUCAGCUUGCAGCCCACCAUCCCGCCUCAAUUCCCUCCCUAUCGGGGGAUGAUGCCGCCAUUUAUGUAUCCCCCAUAUCUCCCGUUCCCGCCUCCGUAUGGGCCACAGGGACCUUACCGCUACCCCACAGCAGAGGCACAGAGGUUCCAGCGGCUCCCAGGGCCUCGCCCCGCACAACCUCCGUCGCGCACCGCGGAACCUGUAAACCGCCCCCCCGUCCUCAAGCAGGACGACCUGAAAGAAUUUGACGAGCUGGACCAGGAAAACGACGAGGGCUGGGCAGGAGCCCAUGAAGAAGUGGACUACACUGAGAAGCUAAAAUUCAGUGAUGAAGAAGACGGGAAAGAGUCUGAUGAAGAAACUACUGAAAGCCGCAAUGAUGAAACUUCUGGUCCUGAAACCCAGUCCUCGGGCGCCGAGACAAAGAAAGCUGGAACUCCAAAAGAGGAUCAAUCUCUUGUGAAAACAGCCUGGACUGAAAACGCCCGUCCUGCGGAGGGCGCCAAAGACGUGCCGCCACCUUCCCCUGCCGUCCGUCCACCGCCGCCUCCGCCCCCUCCACCCCCAAACAGGGGCAACUGGGGGCAGCCCAACGAUUUCCCGGACCGCUCAGUGCGGCCGCUUCCUCCUGAGGAUGAGGAUGAAGCUUGGCGCCAGCGCCGAAAGCAGUCCUCGACGGAGAUCUCUGCUGCGGUGGAGCGUGCCCGGCGUCGGCGGGAGGAGGAGGAACGGCGCAUGCAAGAGGAACGGCGAGCGGCCUGUGCCGAGAAGCUCAAGCGCCUGGACGAGAAGUUUGGCACUCCCGACAAGCGUCUGAAGCCGGAGCCUCCCAAAGAACCUCCUACUCCUACUCCUCCUACUCCUCCUCUGCCCCCCACCCCGGUGCCCCCCAGUCCACUGGCUGCCCCAGGCUCCCCGGAAGAAAAAAAAGAGGAGCUGGUUCUGGCUAGCAAACCUCACAACGCUGCUGCCGGUUUCAGCGGCGGGGGCGGCAACGGCAGCAAUGGGAUCAACUUGGACUCGGCUGCUCUUGCUGAACCCCCUGUGACUCCGCCCCCUCCUCCCAAGGAAGUUCCAGAAGUGAGGGAAGAGCCGCCAGCCUUACCUGGACCCGUCCUUCCAGCAGCGCCCAUCUCUGCCAAGGUGGAGCCCAAGGGAGAGACGGUUCUCCCAGCUCGCCAGCCAAUUCCGGCGCAGACCCUUGGCUACUCAAAAUAUCAGAAGUCCUUACCGCCUCGAUUCCAGCGGCAACAGCAGGAGCAGUUGCUGAAACAGCAGCAGCAGUGGCAGCAGCAACAGCAGCAGCAGCAACAACAACAAAGCCAGGCGGGGCCACCUGGACAGCAGCAGCCGUCGGCACCCCCUCAGGCACAGCAGGCUCCACCCAAAGGCAUCUACCCAGGCUCCAUUGGACGGCCUCCGCCAAUGCCUCAGAUAAACUUUGACCCUCGCUGGAUGAUGAUCCCGCCUUACAUGGACCCACGCAUGAUGCAGGGCCGUCCCCCUAUGGAUUUUUAUCCUCCUGGUGUACACCCCUCUGGUCUUCUGCCCCGUGAGCGAUCAGACAGCGGGGGCUCCAACUCAGAACAGUUUGACCGCCAUCCUCCCAUCCUUCGCGAGCGCGGAACGCCACCUGUUGAUCCCAAGCUAGCCUGGGCUGGAGAUGUCUUCACCAACGCCCCUUCUAGUGUUGACUCACGGCCUCCAGCAGGAUCGCUUCGGCAACAGGAUGAAGAGGAGAAAGGGUUACGGAGUGAGACACCACCUGUUCGCCUCCGCGAUGCUGUCACCCCUCAGCCAUACAUGGGGAACUACCAGGGUUUCUCAGAAAAUGGCAACCCUACACCAUUGCAUCGCUUCCCCAUGGACGAGUCCCCACGGCCAGGAGGGCCUUGGCAAGCUAGCAUGCCUCUGCCAGCACCGGCAGAAGUGAACAGAAAUGGACGCCCAGAGCCCCAAAUGCAGACACCUCGCAAAAGUGAAGACGAACCACAGUUGCUCCAUCGUGACCUCCCAGAAGAGGUCAAAUCAGUGGAGCCUCUGGUCAUUCGUCCCGUAGUAGCUAAAAAGCCUCCCUCUGAACAGCCAAAAGAGGAGACCCCGGUCAAAGAGGAAAUAAUACGGCGGGUUGAAAAGCCACCGCGGCAGCAGCAUGAAUUCCACAAGCAGCCACGGCGUGAGUCCAAAACAGAGACACGUUGGGGUCCUCGUCCUGGCAGCAGCCGGAAAAUUGAAGACAUUUCUGGAGACAAGACUCCACGCCGAGCUGGGCCCAUUAAGAAACCGCCACCCCCUAAGGAGAUAAAAGAUGAAGCUGACGAUGUGCGCACUGGAGGAAAGGCCAAGGAGAGUGGAGAGGCAGUGAGUAGUAAGCCGGAACUACCUAAAGAGCCUCCAAAACCGGGCAAGGAGAACAAAGCCAAGCCAGUGGUCAAUGGUGGAACAGUGAUGCCACCCAAAGAACAGCAGCAGCAGCAACAACAACAACAGGGCACUCUGUCGCCAAGCCGGCGGCGGCGAGAAGGCCCUUACGAGCGUGGUGGCUAUGCUGGCCGUGGCCGCGCAAGGGGGCGAGGAGAGUAUUUUGCCCGAGGACGGGGCUUCCGAGGUGCUUAUAGUGGCCGUGGUCGAGGCGGCCGGGGAAGAAGCCGAGAGUUCCGUAGCUACCGUGAGCCCUUCUAUCGACUUGAUGAUGGGCCUGGUAAAUCUAUGGGACCUGGCUCCAAUUUCCGUCCUCGCAACACCAGCGAGACGCGGAGUGAAGGAUCAGAAUAUGAGGAGAUCCCGAAACGGCGACGUCAACGGGGGUCUGAGACAGGAAGUGAGACGCAUGAGAGUGCCAGCGAUGUGGCCCAUUCGGACAAGGAGAUGACCAAAGAACCAGCCCCUAGCCAGCGUAACCGAGGCCCGCCAAUGACGCCGACGGCAGCACCCCACUCCCAGCACCCCGGUUUGCCUCGAUUUGCUGACAAGAUGCCUCCACGCCUCUCAGAUCCAGGAGCCCGUAGUGGGCGUGUCUUCACUCCUCGGGGUGUACCUUCCCGUCGUGGCCGAGGAGGUGGCCGUGCUCCUCCUGGCGGCUGGAGCCCUCCCUUUAAGCCCCAACCCAACAAGAAACCAGAAAAGCAACAAGAGGUGGCUGUGGAACCUUCAGUGAAGGAAAAAGCCCCCCCGGGACCUCCCCCGAUGACCCCAGAAGAUACGGGUGGUUUUCAAGCCUCCCCUAAACAAUCUCCCCUGUGCCCCAACUCUGACCGUACCUUUGACCGACCACCUCGGCGACGGCGCCACGGCCGUUCUCAGCAACAGGACAAGCCACCUCGAUUCCGGAGGCUGAAACAGGAACGGGAGAACGCUGCCCGCCUCAACGGUGAGCAGAGGGUGGGUCAGCCUUUCUCCCCGGCACCUUCUGUUCCCGUCCCGGAGGAAUCGACAGCCCGUAGAGUGGCUGGCACAAAGUCUCCGGAUUUGUCCAACCAGAACUCUGACCAGGCAAAUGAGGAGUGGGAGACGGCUUCAGAGAGCAGCGAUUUCACAGAGCGCCGCGGCGGUGGGGAGAAAGAGCCGGCGCCUGGCGGACCUCCCCCCACUGCCUUCCUGAAAGGGGGUUGCUCCACCGUGCCUUCCGUCGGGGGGCGCCCCUCUACCAAUGAGCUCAGCUUAGCCCAGAAGAAGGAAAUGUCCAAACGCAGCUUCUCCAGCCAACGGCCUGGCAUGGACCGACAGAACCGGCGCUCCAACCCUGGCUCGGGGGGAGGAGGCAAAGCUGGCCGUGGAGGGAGCAACAGCGGUCGCAGCGGAGGGGAUAAAAGAAGCUGGCCCUCGCCCAAGAAUCGCAGCCGAAACACAGACGAUCACUCUCCGGGCCUGAGCCUUCCUCCUGCUCCUACUACCAGUACAGUGUACCGUUUGGAUCGCGUCAUUCACAGUGACCCAGCUGGCAUCCAGCAGGCUCUAGCUGAACUGGGCAGCCGCCACACAAAACCCGCCUCCCCUGGCCCGGCUCAGCCGUCCUUCCUCGGAUCCGGAAGCGGGAGUGCUUCCGGCCACCCGUUGGGGUGCUUUGAGAAUAGGAGUGGCAGCAGUACAGAUUCCUGCUUCCUGGACAAGAACCAGCUUCUCCGCUCCAGCGGUGCUCCUCUGAAGGAAUCUGGCCCAGUAGGUGGCUUUGGUGCAAAACGCCGUGAACGGCCUCGCAAGCAAGAUCUUUUGCAGCAGGAGCCCCUGAGCUUUCCCAGCAGCGGGCCAGGUUUCGCAGCCUCCAAAGGCGAGACCCCGGGGGAGCCUCUCAGCAGGAGCGGGCCAGUGUCCGAAGGCCUAGCCCCACAGAUCUGGAACCGUCUGAAUUCCAACACUUCCCGGAAAAGCUACCGUCCUGCCUCUGUAGAACCAUGGAUUGAGCCACUGAACGCCUUUGAAGAGGUUGCAAGUACAGAGAUGAGCCUGUCUGACAGCGGUGUGGACCUUAGUAGUGACUCACAGGUCUCCUCGGCCACCUGCAGCCAACGCAGCUCUCCGGAUGGGGGCCUGAAAGCCACACCGGAUGCCGCCACCAAGCAGGGUGGAGCCAUUGGCAAAAGUAAGGAUGACACCUUGGCCACCGAUCCAGAAGGAACGGACGCAAAGGAACAAAGGAGGAGGCCACCACCGACCAGAGACUCCAGUUUGCUCAAGGACAAGAAGAAAGACGAUCUUACGAAGCUGGGUCUUGCCAGAGACACCGGUGUGCAAAACUUCUCUGAGCAUCAGAAAUUUCAUGGGAUAAUUCUGCACUUGAUCUGGUUGAAGCCAGUUUGCGUCUCCGUCAUUUUUCCAGGGGAGGUGGAAGGAGUGGAGAUCGGGGCACCUUCAUCUGAACUUGUGAGCGGCUCCCCCGAUCCCCUGCCCCGGGACCACCCUCCCCCUGGCGCGAUCGGCACUGAGCGCUCCCAGCGGGCAGAGAAGGCCAAGGAGAGCACAGAGGGCCUGGGCGUUCUGAAGCCUGAACAGAGCCCCCAACUGGAGCCCCCAGGAGCCUGCCCGCCCAUCCAGUUUGGUGCCAGCGAUAAGGACGCCGACCUUCGCUUCAUUGUGAACGAAGUCCCGAAAGCAGGUGAAGAGCUGCACCAGGCACUCGCCGAAGGGCUGGCCUCUGCUCCCCGAGAGUGGGAGCUGCUUCCCCCGGCCCCUCCCAUCCACAGGGCAUCCCCCGAGAUGCCUCCCAGUCGUUCCUUUGAGCCUCGCUCUUUCCCGGGAGCUCCAGCUGCUGCCGCCUCGUCCUGUUUGCAUAGCUUCCCAACAGACGCUCCCAUGUUCUCAGGUGAGAGGGGCCAGGGGCCACGCCUGUACCCGGAGCUGUUUUAUGGGAACCAGCUCUCCAACGCCCAGCUCGAGUCCCAGCUGCACAGCGCAAGCGGCGGCAGCAACUUCCGUCCAAGCACCCCGUCUCUGCACUCGUACAGGUCCCAGCACCUGUACCUCCAGCCCAGCCCAGCCCCUACUUCUCCAGCUCAGACCGCAGCAGGUGCAGUGCUUCCGAGCUCAGCCUUGCUCUCAGGAGUGGCCUUGAAGGGGCAGUAUGUGGAAAUAGCAGCUCUGCAGGCGGCCGACCUGCCCAAACUCCCGGCUACGGGCUUGCUGUACCAGGCACCGCCUCCCUCCUUUAUCUACAGCUCAGCCUUCUGUGGAAGCCAGUUGGCUCCUGAACAGGCCUUGCUUCAGGUGCGCCAGGAACUCGCCUCCCCCUCCGAGUUCUACCCGGCCACGCUGGGGCAAGGCAGCCAGAGCAAUUUCCUGACGGCCACAGGACCUGCCCAACAGGUGCUCUUGCCAGUGGUGGAGCCCCCCCAGUUACCAUCGGUGAUGAACUUUGGCUCUUUGCAACAAGCACCCCCACCUGCUCCUGCAUCCCAAGGGCCACCCCCACCGCCUCCAAUGCCUCUGGUUCCUGUGGCUGCCCAGGCACUCCGGCCACCGGGACAGCUGGCUGGGCGACUGGUGUCUCCGGCCAUCCGAGCCUUUCCUCCCGGUGGAGUAGGACGGAACGAGCUUCACGCUCUGGAAAUGAAACCGCUGCCAGAUUACCGGAAACUUAAUGGCCUGGGGUCUGUAGGUGCCCGACCCCCUUCUGGGAACAGGCAAGUACUCUCCGGGGGGCAGCGCAUCCUGAGAGCACCACCGAGAGAGCCGGCCAAGUCAAGGCUGCCUGGGGGUCUCUUUCCGAGGCUGAGUCUUUUUCUCUCCUCCUGCAGGCCUUUCUCUGGAGGCUUCAGUGCCAGGCUCAAAUCUCCCGGGUCUGGCUACGGGGGCCUCUUCCGUGCCCAGCGCUUUGAGGUCUACCAGCAGUCAGAUGUCCUUCGGUGGAACCCCCGCUGCUGGGAACGGGCAGCUCCACCCCGGGAUGGAGCUCCCGUCCGCCGCCUUGAGCCGGACCCCCGUUCCCACGCCGACAAGCAAGACCCCAAUCUCUCCGGACACCACUAACCCAGAAUACUCCUCCCUCCCUUUUGGAUUUGGUUGACAUCCUCUCCUCAGAAUGAUUUUUUUGUGUGGGGGGGGAGGGCUCAUCUCUCCUCUCGGUUGAUGUAUCCUAAAGACGGGGUGUCUCCUUAAGCUCCUUUUCUGUUUAUGUGGGGAGGGGGCACACUGAAUUUGUCCCCUCUGUUUAGGGGUGUUUAGACUCUUAGUGGGAUACUCGGAGUGUAAUUGGGGGGGGCAAGGAUCAGGAUUUGGGGAGGCUCCCAGCUGAAUGUAUUUUUGCUUAUUUCCUUUGGUUUCACCUGAGUUUAUAUUUUUCCGGGAGGGGCUGCGUUUGCCUCUUGAUCCGAGAGGGGGGGGAGCUGCUCUUAAAGUGUGGAGUGUAAAUAUAUAUAAAUAUGAACAUGUGAGGUCUUGCCUCUCCCCUCUUCUAUUUAUGGGAGUAGGGGGAGGCGUGCCUGGGAGCCUGCCUCCUCUCCUGUCUAUCUGCUCCCCUGAGUUUGAAAUAGGAAGCGUUGAGUUUUUAAAAGGUGGUCGAGCUGGUUUGUUUAAUA